This is a messenger RNA of Hyphopichia burtonii NRRL Y-1933, 1715 nucleotides long. RefSeq names its product aspartate--tRNA ligase (gene DPS1-1). The transcript has a single exon. Gene Ontology annotation, cellular component: cytosol; cytoplasm; aminoacyl-tRNA synthetase multienzyme complex. The coding region runs from base 33 to 1715 and encodes 560 amino acids. Gene Ontology annotation, molecular function: aspartate-tRNA ligase activity; ATP binding; RNA binding. NCBI's taxonomy places the organism in Eukaryota, Fungi, Ascomycota, Pichiomycetes, Serinales, Debaryomycetaceae. The record is from RefSeq and is a predicted model, not a curated record. Gene Ontology annotation, biological process: aspartyl-tRNA aminoacylation.
UUUCUUUGUAUAACUGUUAAGCAAUACUGAGUAUGUCUGCUGAAAACACUGAAAAAUUGGACAAAUUGAACAUCAACAAAGAAGGUGCCCCAGAAGGUGCCCCAGCUGGGGAUGUUCCAUUGGGUGAAGAUGGCCAACCAUUAUCUAAGAAAGCUUUGAAGAAAUUAGAAAAAGAAAAAGAAAAAGCUAAGAAGAAGGCUGAAAGAGAAGCUCAAUUAGCUAAAGAAAAGGCUGAGAGAGAAGCACAAGCUGCCAAUGAUCCAGCCAAAGAAAACUAUGGUAAAUUACCAAUGAAUAAUUCUUCAACCAAGACUGAUCAAGUCAGAACUAAUAUUGAAGGAUUAUCCGCUGCCGAUGAUGGUAAAGAAGUUAUCUUAAGAGCUAGAGCUCAUAAUUCCAGACAACAAGGUGCUACCAUGGCUUUCUUAACUUUGAGACAACAAUCCAAUUUAAUUCAAGCUUUGAUCAAAUCAAAUGGUGAAUCAAUUUCCAAACAAAUGGUUAAAUGGGCCGGAUCAAUUAAUUUAGAAUCUAUUGUUUUAGUUCAUGGUAUUGUUAGAAAAGUUGAUGAACCAAUUAAAUCAGCCACUGUUCAAGAUGCCGAAAUUCAAAUCACCAAAAUUUAUACUAUUCAAGAAACCCCUGAACAAUUACCAAUGUUAAUUGAAGAUGCUGCUAGAUCUGAUGCUGAAGCUGAAGCUUCUGGAUUACCAGUAGUUAACUUAGAUACUAGAUUAGACUCAAGAGUCAUUGAUUUAAGAACUCCAACCAAUCAAGCUAUUUUCAAAAUUCAAUCAGGUAUUUGUUCAUUAUUCAGAGAAUUUUUAUCUAAGAAGGGAUUCACUGAAAUCCAUACUCCAAAAAUCAUUGCUGCCCCAUCUGAAGGUGGUUCAAAUGUUUUUGAAAUUACUUAUUUCAAAGGUAAAGCUUACUUGGCCCAAUCUCCUCAAACUUAUAAACAACAAUUAAUUGCUGCUGAUUUUGAAAGAGUUUUCGAAGUUGCCCCAGUUUUCAGAGCUGAAAAUUCAAAUACCCAUCGUCACAUGACCGAAUUCACUGGUUUAGAUUUAGAAAUGGCAUUUGAAGAACAUUAUGAUGAAGUUAUUGAUGUUUUGGCUGAUUUAUUCGUUUUCAUUUUCAGUGAAUUGAAAUCUAGAUUUUCUAAAGAGAUUGCCACUGUUAGAAAACAAUUCCCAGUGGAAGAAUUCAAAGUUCCAGCCAACGGUAAAAUGGUUAAAUUACAUUUCAAAGAAGGUAUCGCUUUAUUAAGAGAAGCUGGUAAAGAAGUUGAUGAUUUUGAAGAUUUGUCAACUGAAAAUGAAAAAUUAUUAGGUAAAUUGGUUAGAGAAAAAUAUGAUACCGAUUUCUAUAUUUUGGAUAAAUUCCCUCUCGCUGUUAGACCAUUUUACACUAUGCCCGAUGCUGAAGAUCCUCGUUAUUCUAACUCUUAUGAUUUCUUUAUGAGAGGUGAAGAAAUCUUAUCUGGUGCUCAACGUAUUCAUGACGCUAAAUUCUUGAGUGAAAGAUUGAAGGCCCAUGAAGUUGAUCCAAAUGUUCCAGGUAUGAAAGAAUAUGUUGAUGCUUUCAACUAUGGUUGUCCUCCACAUGCUGGUGGUGGUAUUGGUUUAGAAAGAGUCUUGAUGUUCUUCUUGGACUUGAAAAACAUUCGUCGUGCUUCCUUAUUCCCAAGAGAUCCAAAACGUGUUACUCCAUAG